AUGAGUAGCAAGCUUUGGGAGUUUUUCAUUCAAGAUGAUGUGGAGAGCUUCCACCGGUUCCUGGCGAACGCAACGUUCGCCGGACCGCGAGCUGGAGGAGCGCCCGGAGGUGCCGCAGUUAAUGGCGCAGCGGCGUCAAGUCUGUCGGCCAAGGUUGGAAGCCCUGGGUCAAUGAUCGCCUCGUCUCCCAAUCCUCCGAAAUCGAAGAAACCAUACGCACCAUCUCCCGGAACUUCCUUCCCCGAACGACCGGCCUUCCAGAAGGGUAGUAUCGCAUUAUCUCGCGCCGAUGUUAAUGCCCGCGAUCACUAUGGCAGAACGCUCCUUCAUCACGUUGCAUCAUCUCCGAAACCCACGGCCGCCAGCUUUGCGCGUAUGUUGCUUGAGAUUCCGUUCUUAGAUAUCUAUGCGCAGGACUGGGAGAGCGGGUGGACGGCUCUGCAUCGGGCCCUCUACGCGGGAAAUGCCACAAUCGCCCAGGCGCUUAUGGCGCGUGACAUGCGCGAUGUGACGGAUUUCAGCAAAGUGGGAAACACAGGGCAUCCAAGUGGUAGCUUGAUCAAGAUCAAGGACCGUGAAGGCUACAGUCCAUUUGACAUCUAUGGAGCGACUAUCACAUCCCGAGAUAUCAAACAAAUGACUUUCACGGCGGGGUGGACAGACUCGAUAGUCCCAGAUGCUGCAGAUAGUGAUGCUGGUUCAAAUGCUGCGUCUAAUUAUGGAGACGAUGGUGAGGACGAGGCCUACGUUACCCGGAGCAUCCUAAAGCCGCGGAGCGAUUUCUCCGCCGACGAGGUUUUCACCCUGGGCAGCAACAAAAACUUGAACCUCGGGCUUGGAGAUCAAGACGAUCGUCAGUUCCCCGAGAGGGUCGUACUGAAGCGUCCAGAUCAUCUGCUUCAACGUUUCUACCGCGAAUAUGAGGAGAACAUGGAGCGUCUUGGUCUUGAGGAUACUCUUGACCAUAGCAACUCGAGAGACCUGCCGACUUUGAUCAAAAACAAGCCAAUGAAAUAUCAGAAUGUGAUCAUGUCAAAGCUGCAUACUGCCAUCAUCACAGAUGACCCUGAGGCCAACUUGUUUAUGUGCGGGUUUGGACCCGGCGGUCGUUUGGGAACUGGCGAUGAAUCGACCCGAUUUACUUUUGUCUGCAUCGAGACCGGCGGUCUGGCUGGGAAGAAGGUUAUAUAUGUUGCCUUGGGACAGGACCAUAGCUUGGCAAUCACCGAUCAUGGUGAGAUUUUCAGUUGGGGAAGCAACAGGUUCGGACAACUUGGUUAUGGCCUACCCAGGACAAGCAAUAAGAAUGAUGUCCCAAUUCAGAGUACCCCGCGGCAGAUCUUCAAUCCUUUCAAGAAGGAAAUGAUUAUCGGAGCGGCGGCAUCCUCGAUUCACUCAGUUGUCUUCACUGAUUCGGGUCUGUACACUUUCGGCAAGAAUGAAGGUCAAUUGGGAUUAGUUGACUCUGAUGCCCGCUCUCUUGAAGUCCAGACAACACCUCGACGUGUUGGUGCCUCGCUCUUCAAGAGUCCAAUCCAAAUGGUCUCCGCUAUUGACCGCGCUACUGCUGUGCUUCUUCAGAACCACGAAGUUUGGGUCUUUUCGCAGUAUGGCUAUUCCAAGCUCUCUCUGCCAUUGGAGUCUACCUCCAAGUUCAUUAGGGAUAGUUUCAUGGCAACACGAUACGGCGGCUCGGUGAAUCGCGUGGUCAAGCUGGCAUGCGGCGGUAACACAAUUUGCGCCUUGUCGAGCUCUGGUGACGUUUUCACUGUCCAAGCAAACAAGCCUGACGAGCCUUCAGCAUUGACAUCAACAACCAACCCAGCCAAAAUCCGUAACUCUUUAGCUGCUCCUAUGAGGGCCUGGUCCGUCAAGAAGUCCCAUAUGGCUGCCAGCGACGUUGAUGUGGGACAAGAUGGAUCCAUCAUCAUUUGCACGACCUCAGGCUCGGCCUGGAGAAAAGAAAAACGGACCAAAAACAAAGAGGGCGCGUCCAAAGAAUACAAGUUUGCCCGCAUCCCGGGUUUGUCUAGGGCCGUGGCUGUACGCAGCAAUGCGUACGGGGCGUAUGCUGUCGCUCAACGUGACUGUGAUGUGACCCGAGAGCAGGUUUAUACCGACCCAAGUACACUUUGGGAUGACUUGUUGCCGCUGUCACCAUUCAUGAUGCCCGAGCCCGAUGAUGUGGAUAUGAUGAUCGCAGCGGACGAUGCGGAGGAUCCUGUUGCGUUGUCUUCCGCGGUGGCCAUCAAACGUGACAUUCUGACCUCAUCGGAAAUGGAAGAUAAAUUUCUCUCCAUAGGCUCAGAAGGCACUAUCUGGGUGACUAGCUCGCUCUCGGAUGCACGAAUCCCAGCACACGAAUUCCUCUUGAGCGGUCGCAGUCCUGUUCUUCGCAAGGCGCUGCACGAAUUCCGGGAGUCGUACUAUGCUUCCGUGCCUGAUGUCCUCGAUAUCGAGUAUGGCAAGGAUGGGCACAUCCAGAUCCGUUUGCUAGGUGCUGAUUUCCUGACUGUCAUGAAUGUCGUCUUCUUCCUCUACACGGACAGUAUCAUCGAUGUCUGGCACAAAGCGAGCACUCCAACUCAAAAUGGCGCCCGUUACCGCCAAGUGCGUACGGAGGUCAUGCGAGUGGCUACUCAACUCGGUCUGCCAACAUUAGAACGUGCGGCCCGCUUGAUGGUUGAGCCGCAGCCGAGCCUGAAGACCGAUAUGGCACAUGCCAUUAAACACCUGUCCUUCUUUGAUGAUGCUGAUGUUGUGAUUCAACUGAAUGGCGGUUCUGUCAAGGUUCACAGCCAAGUGGUUUGCCAGCGCUGCCCUUUCUUCGAUGCCCUGUUCAAUGGACGUUCGGCUGGCAGGUGGCUUGCGCAUCGGCGAAAGUCUCCCUCAGAGAGUGUGCAUGUUGAUCUCAAGCACAUCGACCGAUCGACUUUCGAUUUUGUCUUGCGUUACCUAUACGCCGAUACGGAAGAGCAGAUGUUCGAUCAAGUACGGUCGAAAGAUCUCGACGACUUGAUUGACCUGCUUCUCGAUGUGAUGUACGUCGCCAAUGAGUUGAUGAUCGACAGACUUUCUCAAAUCUGCCAAAAGAUGCUUGGUCGUUUUGUCAACACACGCAACAUUUCGUAUCUUCUCAAUUCCAUCGCUCCAGUCUACGUCCGCGAGUUUAAGGACGCAUCCUUGGAGUACAUUUGUCUCAAUCUCGAAGACAUGCUUGCAAACAGACUCUUGGAAGGGCUUGAUGAGGAACUCCUCAGCGAACUUGACUCGGUUUGUCACGAGAAUCAGCUGGCGUGCUUACCUAUAUCUCGAGGACGCAACUCAGAGGAUUAUGUUUUUGAGAAGUACCCCGAGAUUGUCAGUUCCGUGGAGAUGGACAAGCGACGUCGGAUUGAUGCAAUGGCUUUGCAGUCUCGUUUGAGCCAAGUCGAAUCCUAUGAUGUGCGACCGAGACAGCCUAGUGUGGCGACCACGCCAGUGCGCAAGGGCAAGGCCAGCAUUUCCAGGGACUCGGGAAGCCUCCUUACCAGUCCUACUUUGAAACCAAGACAGUCAACCGGUGACCUGAUGUUCCAAAUGGACGAGGAAGGUGCACUUUCUCCCGGGGACACCAAGGGCAAGGCUGUGAUGCGCGGAAUGAAAUUCGGAGGGACUCCGGAGAAUCGGUCUUAUCCCGAUUCUCCAGCAUUGGGAGCAAGCAUACCAGAAGCCGAGUCCCUUGAAGAACGUGGCUUUUUGGAUGAGCAGAUGUCUUCGCCGCAAGAUAUACCACUUACCCAGUCUCCUACGGAAUCUCGGGCAAUUGCCAUGCAUCAAAAGCGUGGUAUGGCAUCGCCACCAGACUCCUCAGCACCGUGGGCCUCUCCGGUAAUCUCAAGCGAUAAGAAGGACCUCAAAGAUAUUAUGGGUGAAACCUCCCAGUCCCGGGUAUCAAACCUUACAUUGGGCAUGGAGGGACGAUGUGAGGCAAGUGGUAACUUUAAGAUGUCCCAAAAAGAGCGAAGGAAGAUGCAACAGCAGCAGUUGCAAGACAAGCUUGCUGCCGAAGAGAAGGCGAAGGAGGCUGCAAAGAACCCAUGGGCGCUACCAUCUCCGGCUACACCUUCAAAGCCCGCCAAAGAUCCUCUCCCGGGGCAAAACAGACUCAGCUCACCUGAGCCAUCGAAAACUGCACAGAAACCUUCGAUGACUAUGCGUCAAACUGUGGCGGGGACACCUCCACCGAAGCCGAUGGCUACACCGAUACCGUCCCAAGGCCGCAAUGUCUCUAGCAGCAUGCAGCCAUCUUCCUUUUCGAAGCCUUCACCCUCGGGGCCUCCAACACCAGCCCAACAAGCUCUUCCAAAGGCAUCGCCCCAACCUGCAAUUCAAUCUGUUCGUCAUAUCCCACGUCCAGAGCCCUACCUAUCAGGCUUCAACUCCCCAUCCAGUGGCUCUCUCUCCCUCGCAACCAUCCUGCAGCAACAACAGAUCGAAAAAGACGUCAUCCGGGAGGCAGCCACGGCCAAGCACAACCUGCAAGAAAUUCAGGCCGAGCAAGAAUUCCAAGCCUGGUGGGAUCAAGAGAGCAGGCGCGUGCAGGGCCUCCUUGACCCGGAACCCGCGCAACAGCCCAACGGCAAGGGUGAACGAGGCGGGAAGCCUUCUGGUACAUCCGGAACGCCCCGUAAGCGCGGAGGCAAAAAGAAUGCCGCUGAUGGGGCUGGUUCUCAGGCCCACAAACAGUCUAUACCAUCUCCAGCUCCAGCCCCAGCCUCAGCCCCUUCCAUACUUAAGAAGAGUGCGAAUAUCCCAACACAACCGCGGAACACACACAAUCAGAGUCCCAAUGGUGGUGCCAACAAAGGCCCUCGUCGUGGACAUGGGAAUCGCAGCAAAGGGAAAGACAAGGCCUAA
Penicillium atrosanguineum is the source of this 4899-nucleotide messenger RNA. Its product is annotated as BTB domain and ankyrin repeat protein. The transcript has a single exon. Lineage: Eukaryota; Fungi; Ascomycota; Eurotiomycetes; Eurotiales; Aspergillaceae. The coding region runs from base 1 to 4899 and encodes 1632 amino acids. Gene Ontology annotation, molecular function: protein binding. The record is from RefSeq and is a predicted model, not a curated record.